Messenger RNA from Nicotiana attenuata, 2496 nucleotides. RefSeq names its product MLO-like protein 11. Gene Ontology annotation, biological process: defense response. Gene Ontology annotation, cellular component: membrane. The record is from RefSeq and is a predicted model, not a curated record. The coding region runs from base 447 to 2123 and encodes 558 amino acids. NCBI's taxonomy places the organism in Eukaryota, Viridiplantae, Streptophyta, Magnoliopsida, Solanales, Solanaceae. The transcript is spliced from 15 exons.
UUCCCUUUUGUUGUAAACUUGCCCAUUUUUAUUUGCUUCAGUCAACAUUUGCUAUUUUAAGUUCAUAAAGAUUGGACCUUUGGCUGUUUAUGUGUAUGUUCUCAUUAAUUAGUUUCAGGAAUCAUUUUAUUACCUCAUUAUUAUUAAGUGGGUCUUAGCUCUAGACAUCAAAUCAAAUCUAUUAUUAGUGUUGCAUUUGGCACAUCUGUUAGGUUUCUGGCACAAAUCAACAACACCCUUUUUCUUGCUGGACUUUAUAAUUUUUGCAAGUCCAAAUCAAAGUCAAAUUGAACACAUCUUUUUUGAAAGUUGAGUCUCUAUUGGAAAAAGUUCAGAAUUUCUCCUCUACUUGGUUCUUAAUGUAAAAAGAUUUAAGUAGAGGACCAUGCAAGAAAGUUUUGAUUUUUAUGUAAUUUGAAUUGUGGGAAAGGUCAAUUUGAAAUUUUAUGGAAGAAGAUAACAAAGAACUUCGGUCAUUGGCCUUGACACCAACAUGGUCUGUUGCUUCUGUAUUGACUAUAUUUGUUGCUGUUUCACUCCUUGUCGAGCGAUCCAUUCACCGUUUAUCUAAUUGGUUGAAGAAAACCAAUAGAAAGCCAUUGUUUGCAGCUGUGGAGAAAAUGAAAGAAGAGUUGAUGCUUCUUGGAUUCAUUUCUCUCCUACUCACGGCAACUUCCAGCAUCAUAUCUAGUACUUGCAUACCGUCAAAGUUUUACAAUAAUGUAUUUGCUCCAUGUACAAAGUCUGAAGUUGAUGAAGAAAUGGAGAAUAAAGAUUUGAAGGAGCGUAAACUUUUGAUGGCUUUUACUCUUCAGAGGAGAGUAUUAAAUACCUUCAAUCGAAACACCUGUGGAGCGAAUCACGAACCAUUUGUAUCAUAUGAAGGCCUAGAGCAGCUGCACCGCUUCAUCUUCGUCAUGGCCAUUACUCAUAUAUCUUACAGCUGCUUGACAAUGCUGCUGGCGAUUGUUAAGAUCCACAGUUGGAGGAAGUGGGAAGAUCAAGCUCAAAUGGACAGACAUGAUGUGCUAACUGAAAUUUCUAGAGCCAAGACAUUCCGAAGGCAGUCGACUUUUGUCAGAGUUCACACAUCAAGUCCACUUGCCAGGAAUCAUUUUCUUGUUUGGGUGACAUGUUUCUUUCGGCAGUUUGGCCGCUCAGUUGUUCGUGCCGAUUACCUUACUCUACGCAAGGGUUUUAUCACGAAUCACAACCUUACAUCAAACUAUGAUUUUCACAGCUAUAUGAUUCGCUCCAUGGAAGAAGAAUUUCAAAGAAUAGUUGGUGUAAGUGGCCCUCUGUGGGGAUUCGUGGUGGGUUUUAUGCUGUUCAACGUGAAAGGAUCAAAUCUAUAUUUCUGGAUAGCGUUAAUUCCUGUCAUUCUUGUCCUGCUCGUGGGUACAAAACUGCAGCAUGUAAUCGCAACCUUGGCAUUGGAGAGUGCUGGAUUUACUGGCUCAUUCUCAAGGGCAAAGUUAAAACCACGAGAUGAACUUUUCUGGUUCAAGAAACCAGAAUUACUUUUGUCCUUGAUUCAUUUUGUCCUUUUUCAGAAUGCAUUUGAGCUAGCUUCAUUUUUUUGGUUCUGGUGGCAAUUUGGGUAUAACUCAUGCUUCAUAAAGAAUCACACACUUGUGUAUCUACGACUAAUUAUGGGGUUUGCUGGACAAUUCCUUUGCAGUUAUAGCACCUUGCCACUCUAUGCUCUGGUUACGCAGAUGGGUACAAACUAUAAGGCUGCAUUGAUUCCACAGCGAAUAAGAGAAACGAUCCAUGGAUGGGGAAAGGCAGCAAGAAGGAAAAGGAGGAUGCGCAUGUUCCCAGAUGAUUCAACUGUGCGCACUGAUACAAGCACAGUGAUUUCACUCGAGGAAUACGAUGACCAGUUGGUUGAUAGCCCUCGAACAGUGCACGGUGCAGGUACUGAAAUUGAGCUACAGCCACCGACAAUUGUCACGGAGGAUCAUCAUUCAGUAACAAUUAACGAAACUUCAAGUCGUGUUGGUACUCCUCUCCUUCGGCCCUGUGCCUCUAUUUCUUCCACAGCUUCCCCAAGUUUUCCACCUGAAGUAUUAGCAAGAUCAUUUUCAAUGCCUGCUAGAGGAGAUUUGGGUAAAGAUUAACCCGCCACAGUAAAGUUGGAGAACAACGCAAAAUGGAAUUGGUGUUAUUACAUUUGCAGGUUGUUUAACUUGGCAUAUAACAAUAUACUUGGAAAAUGUUUACAUGUGAAUGUGUAUCAAAGAAAAUCUGCAGGUAGUAAAGGAUAGUUUUUAUAGUUACAAAAAUAUUUGGUCUCAAACGCUUUAUAUACCGCUGUUUCUCUAUGUAAGUUUCCCUUGUAUAAUCAGUUAGACGCAUGGGAUGGCUAGGAAAGAUGGAGCACCUUAAAGCUUGUAUUGCUUAUUUUUUUCCCUUAAAUAGUUAACAAUUCAACUUAUAUACAAUGGCAGUUUAAAGAAUUUUUACAUUUUCAGUGUAUUUUAACCUGUUGCA